Antechinus flavipes (yellow-footed antechinus) is the source of this 1468-nucleotide messenger RNA. Its product is annotated as dehydrogenase/reductase SDR family member 4-like. Bases 89 to 970 code for a protein of 293 amino acids. The record is from RefSeq and is a predicted model, not a curated record. Gene Ontology annotation, molecular function: carbonyl reductase (NADPH) activity. Lineage: Eukaryota; Metazoa; Chordata; Mammalia; Dasyuromorphia; Dasyuridae. The transcript is spliced from 9 exons. Gene Ontology annotation, biological process: retinal metabolic process. Gene Ontology annotation, cellular component: peroxisome.
UAACUUUGAAGCCUGGGAAGUGGGGGUGGGACCCAAAACAAAAGUAGGCCAGCCCAGCUAGGGUUUUUAAACCUUUGCUUGGUGAGACAUGCUCAGAACUCUCUUGCAGACUACCUGCUUUCAGAACUUGAAAUCUGUCAAUAUGAGCUACACGGCUGCUGCAACUUCCAGAAGCAAUCAACGGCUGUUUCAGGACAAAGUAGCCCUGGUGACGGCCUCUACCGAUGGGAUUGGUUUUGCUAUCGCCCAGCGUCUGGCCCGAGAUGGGGCCCAUGUUAUCGUAAGCAGCCGAAAGCAGCAUAAUGUGGAUCGAGCUGUGGCAGAGCUCCAGAAGGAGGGACUGAGUGUGACGGGCACUGUCUGCCAUGUGGCAAAGGCAGAGGAUCGCAAACGACUGGUAGCCACGGCUAUCGAACGCUAUGGAGGUAUUGAUAUUCUGGUCUCUAAUGCUGCUGUCAACCCCUUCUUUGGUAGGCUGGUGGAUGUCAGUGAGGAGAUAUGGGACAAGAUUCUGGAUGUUAACUUGAAGUCCACAGCCCUGCUAAUGAACAUAGUGGUGCCAGAGAUGGAGAAACGAGGAGGUGGCUCAGUGGUGAUUGUGUCCUCCAUUGCUGCCUACAUGCCCUUCCAGGCAUCAUCAUUUUUUGGUCUUAAAGAGAAUGUGUCUCUGGGUCCCUAUAAUGUCAGCAAAACAGCCCUGCUGGCACUCACCAAGAAUUUUGCUUUUGAAUUGCAACCAAUGGGCAUUAGGGUGAACUGCCUGGCACCAGGUCUCAUCAAGACCAAUUUCAGCUCUCUGUUCUGGAAAGAUAAAGAUGCUGAGGCCCAAACGAAGAAUGUCCUGAAUAUAACCAGGCUGGGGGAGCCUCAUGAAUGUGCAGGCAUCGUAUCUUUCCUGUGUUCACCGGAUGCUAGCUACAUCACGGGAGAAACAAUAGUAGUGGCUGGAGGAGCCCCUUCCCAUCUUUGAUCAGACGAAAAAUACCCUAGCAGCUAUCUAUAAUGAAGAGAAGGCUGAAGAUUGGACACUCAUCUCCUCCAAUCUCGUCCAUCACUGAUUUCCCUGGAUUUGAAAACAAAAUCGACUCAUAAAUAAGCAGCAAAUAAUUUUUCUGUUUGCCACGUAUGGCAAUAAACCCCAUCCCUAAGAAAAUCUGUCCUGGGACAGACGUUAACAUCGAAGAUGGAACUGAAUUAUUCACUUUUCUUCGUCAAAUCUGCUUUUUACAAAACUAAUUCCAGUUAGAAGGAAGGAGGAUUGAGUAUUGAGAGUAGGACCAGGCUUUUUACAAAACUAAAUCCAGUUAGAAGGAAGGAGGAUUGAGUAUUGAGAGUAGGACCAGGCCAGAGAAGUGAAAAGAGAUUUAGAAACACUGGCUAUAGGAGGGAAAUGCCUGGGGAGAUAAUUGGGGGAAGGGACAAAUCUCUGAUUUCUGUGCCAUUAAAAAUAAAAUUAACUUGCAAAUAA